CGCCUCGUGCCGCAGGAGGCGAUAAAGCCCACCCUAUUGAGCUUCUCUCAACGGACGAUGAGAAAGAUGCAGCGCUCGGCACGACAGAUGGUGAAAGUGAGCCUAUACUGUCUCUAGCUUGGCAUCUGGAGCAUGGGAUGGAUGCAACGCCAAAAUCUGCUCGUAAGUGGGCGGGCCGCUCGCCAGAACAAGAGCAAUACGCCUCGAGGACCUGGGCGAACCAACUUAUCUGAGUCGCCUACUAAAGCGAAACAACGUGCUAUUGACCAGGUGUACCCUUUGCCGAAGGACGAAGCUCUUUCUGUCGGCUCCGACUCUGAUCGAAAUGCCACUCCGCCACGAGCCGGUCCAUCCUCAUCAAGACGCCCCGCCGCUUCGCAGCCCCUGCCUACUGGUUCUCGCAUUCGUAAGGACAAAAUACCAGCAUCCCACAGAGGAUUGUUAGGGCGUGUCAGUGGAGCGCCCGGGUCGUGGGAGAACCCAGAAGAGAUGAUCUUCAGUGAUGGGCAUAUGGUACCUCGAUCUUCAGCAAGUGAGAGCGAAAGAGACCCCCGACCCCAGAAAUCCAGAGGGACCAAGAUUAUAUCAGGCCCAUCUCUUCCAGCAAGCGCAGAAGGACGUGGCUUUCCUCAGGAAUCCCUGGACAGCGCUUCCACAUUUGCACCUGCACAUGUACCUUCUGGAUCAUGGGACAGUUCUCUGGAAUACAGAAUGGACACUCGUAAACCUGAAUUUUCAGCCGAGUGGAGUAAACAGCUCAUUCCCAAGCGUCGACCCAGUUCACCUUCGCCGCCGCCGGAAUCCGCUGAAUUUCGGAACAAGCUGCCUAGAUUGGCUUUCCCAGAAGAUUCAGAUGGGUCUGUUCUGAGAUCUGCGACGGAUAUACCGCAGCAAUCGCCUGCGGUCAAGCGCCUGGGACCAACUUGGAGAACGAGUUCGGGACCGUCCAGUCCGCUGCCCAGCAUCCCCGCUUUACCCGCUGAUCUGCAGAAAACGGCGAUGGAAAAAGAAGGCUUACACGACGCACUGCCUGACCUGGAGCCUGAGAAUCAGCGCAGCAUCGCUACAGGCCCGCAGGACCUUUCCCUACCACUGGAGAUGAAAAUUCUUGCCCUUGAAGAGGCACAUGGGCAACCUGCCGGUCCAUCGUCGACAGAGAUCCUUGACACAACGCCAAGGGCUGCGAGAAUACUUAGAUCGCCUGCUCGAGAACCAUCACCCUUGAAAUCAGACGACCGCCUCAUAGAUUUGCCUGCAGCCUCUUUCGAUUUUGAUAUGGAUGGAUCCGGCAUGGUUAAAGAUGAGGAUGUCGAGCAGAGCGUGUACGGAGAUGCAAUGGAACAGCAGCCGGAGAACCUUCCCGCUUUGCAGCCGAUAGCUUCACCAAGGUCUGACCCACAGGACGACCCGAUGACGCAGGAUCCGGUUAGAGAAUCGACGACAAUGGAGCCACUCGUAACGAGUCUUGCAGAUCAGUCUGCUGCUCCCAACGACGCUAGCUCUCCUCUGCAAGUCGAGCAGGAGGUGGAAACGGUUCGCGUGGGAGUGGCCGACGUCGACUUAGGCGGUCCCGCCCGACCGCCGAUGUCUCGCGUUACUCGGUCUCCUUCCAUUAUCGAGAUCUCCUCCGAGAUAUUUGGCUUGCAGCCUACGUCUUCACGCGGAGAAGCUGCAGUCCACUCGGUGCGGAGGUCUCGGCGCGCAGUGAAGGACCAGCAUUCAGAGAUGAUGAUGGAGGAGGAGGAGAAGGGACAAACGCCUUCUAAAAUCUUGUCUCUCGGCCGAUAUGAGAAUAUGACUCGAGCGGCGUGGCGGCAGCUUGUGGAGGAAGAUGCCAAUUACGAGGCCGAGGGCUUCAUCGACUCUGUCAAAAGCUCUCCGUCGAGCAGCCGAUCGACUCUGCAGAAGGUAGACGACCAGCUCUACGUGUCUAUUCAAGGCCAAACAGAGGAAUCGACCCAGCAGCCUCCACCAGAUCGCCGAGGCGUGGCGAAGCGAUACUUCAAUUCCGCUCAGAUCGAUGAGUGGAAUCGUCGCGCACCAUUCUUGACUCAUAAUCCGGCUCUGCACCGAACCAUCUUCGAAGCAUUCAUAGCGGAGAAGGAGCUCAACGGAGGAAUAAGCGUGUGCAAUGAUGUGGACAAUGAAGGUGCUCCGCCAGACCUCGAAUUCGAAUACUCCAACGAGAUGCUUUACCAUCCUGAUGUUCCUGAUCCGGAGAAGAGCUUGGGUUGCGACUGUGAAGGCCCCUGUGAUCCUUAUUCGAAGUCAUGCUCUUGUCUGAGAAGACAACAGGCCUACUUUCGAGAAUUUGACGUCAAGGGCUUCGCUUACGAUCAAUAUGGUAUCGCGAAAUUCCCCGCUGCUACUAUUUGGGAGUGCAGUGAUACUUGCGGUUGCCCACCUUCCUGCAUCAACCGAGUCAUCCAACACGGCAGAAAGAAGGAGACUAGGAUUGAGAUCUUCAAAACGAGGUAUAAAGGAUGGGGUGUUCGAGCCAAAGGUCCUAUUCCUGCAGGACAGUUCAUCGGUAUUUACGCUGGUGAACUCAUCACGGAAGACGAAUCGGAAAAGCGCGGCGUACUGUACACGGAGAUUGGACGAACGUACAUCUUCGAUGCCGAUGGAUGGCACUUGAGACAUCCUCCGGCGGGGCUCGCAACGAUUGAUCCCCGACUGGCGGAGACUGCCGCUGCUACGGCUCAGCGGGCCAACGCGGCUCAGGAGGGCUAUGAGGAUACCGAACAAUUCUACAGCGCUUAUAGUGUGGACGCCUUUCACUACGGGAAUUAUACUAGAUACUUUAAUCAUUCCUGUGACCCGAAUAUGGAGAUUGCCCAAUGCUAUGUGCACGACUUUCAUCCCGAAAGGCCUCUGCUUUGUAUCUUCACUCGGCGACAGAUACAGCGAAACGAGGAGAUGUGCAUCUCAUACAAAGGCAUACCAGAUGAUGAUGUCGUUGUCAACCCUUCUCCGAGAGCCAAAGGUCGAAGGGGCAACAACAGACAUGUCACGAACGCCGCGGCACAUGCCGCUCAUGCAACUUCGGCCAUUGUAAGAGAGGCGAAACAUCAAUGUUACUGUGGAUCUGCCAAUUGUGACGGUAGCAUGUUCAAUUAACACGAAACCAAUUGGCUCAUGUUGUUCUUGUAUCUUCCACGACUCGUCAUCAGACCACUGUGCGCCUCUUGUACUCUUGUCAGAUGUUGCAUCACCCUUUGCCUUCCAUAACAUCGUCCACUCCUUGUAUGACUGGAUCAUCCAAUACCUCCCCUAGAGCAGCUUCGAGCUCUUUGAGGAGACUCUCUGCCAGUACGGUGUCAGCUCGUUAGGAUUCUAGGAUAGAGAC
Molecule: messenger RNA, 3349 nt
Organism: Kockovaella imperatae
Lineage: Eukaryota; Fungi; Basidiomycota; Tremellomycetes; Tremellales; Cuniculitremaceae
Exons: 18
Coding region: 133-3120 (995 amino acids)
Cellular component (GO): nucleus
Molecular function (GO): zinc ion binding; protein binding; histone methyltransferase activity
Source: RefSeq, a predicted model, not a curated record